AUGUCUUCAACCCGUCGUGUCGCAAUCGUCACAGGAUCCUCCCGGGGUAUCGGCCGCGCCAUUGCCCUCCGCCUCGCUAAGGACGGCCACGACAUCGUCGUCAACUACCAAUCCAACGCCGCCAAGGCCCAAGAAGCCGUCAACGACAUCCUCGCCCUCAACCAACCCGGACUCCGCGCUAUCGCCAUCCAGGGCGACGUCGGGAUCCUGGCCGACGGAAAACGUAUCGUCGAUGAAACCCUCCAGCAUUUUGGCCGGAUUGAUACCGUCGUCUUUAACGCAGCCUGGAUCGUCUACCAGUCCAUCGAAGAUCUUACAGAGGAGUCGUACGAGGAAGCCUUUAGGACCAACGUCAAGGCGCCCAUGUUCUUUACGAAACAGGUUAUCCCCCACUUGAAGGCUGGAAGCAAGUUGAUUUACUUGUCGACCAGUUUGACGACUGCGACGACGGUGCCUCCGAAUUACUUUCUGUACACGGCGACCAAGGGGGCGAUUGAGCAGAUGGUCAGAACGUUGUCGAAGGAUUUGGGGAGGAGAGGGAUUAAUGUGAAUGCGGUUAGUCCAGGACCGACAGAUACGGAUGGGUUCCGGUCUGGAAAGACGGAGGAGCAGAUCAAGUUGUUUACACAGAGCAACCCAUUUGGACGUCUGGGCCAGCCGGAGGAUAUUGCGGGAGCGGUGUCGUUUAUUGCGAGUGAGAGCGCCGGGUGGGUUAAUGGACAGGUCUUGCGUGUCAAUGGAGGAUUCGCUGUCUGA
Molecule: messenger RNA, 756 nt
Organism: Linnemannia hyalina
Lineage: Eukaryota; Fungi; Mortierellomycota; Mortierellomycetes; Mortierellales; Mortierellaceae
Source: the annotation of a GenBank genome assembly